Molecule: messenger RNA, 2400 nt
Organism: Anolis carolinensis (green anole)
Lineage: Eukaryota; Metazoa; Chordata; Lepidosauria; Squamata; Anolidae
Gene: fam43b
Product: family with sequence similarity 43 member B
Exons: 2
Coding region: 296-1282 (328 amino acids)
Source: RefSeq, a predicted model, not a curated record
UGUGGGGUGAUGCGGUGCUCUCUCUCUCCGUCUCCCGCCUCCUCCUCCUCCUCUUUCUUCUCUCCUUCCUUCCUUCCUUCCUUCCUUCCUUCCUCCCAUUGAGCGCAAGGCGGUGCUGGCCGAGAGAGAGAAGGAGGAAAUAAAGGGCAGGCAAAGGGGUCUUCCUGGGGGUCCGCUCCCCCAAACGCAGGUUCCCCCUUCGAGAUGGACAACGUCUUGCUCCUGACUGCCUUCCACAUGAUGAUGGUGGAGGACGCUGUUGCGUGAGGUCCAGGGAGCGGUCAGCGGUGGUGUGAUGACCAUGGCGGCCAUGCUGCCCUGGCGCCGGAGCAAGUUCGUCCUGGUGGAAGACGGCGUGGGCAGCGUGGGCGGCGUGGUGCGCAAGGCGAAGAGCCUGGGCCCGGCGCUGAGCUACGGCUCGCUGCUCUCGAACUUGUUGCGCUCCUGCCCGGACCUGUGGCCGGAGUGUCCGUCGUGGCCGCGCUUGGGUGGCCGGCGCCAGAAGGCGGAGCUGAACCCGGAGGAGCCGUCGUGCUCGGCGUGGUACCUGGGCAACGCGGUCACCCUGCAGGCCAAGGGCGAGGGCUGCACCGCGGACGCCGUGGACAAGAUCUGGGCCAAGAGUGACCGCGGCGCACGUGGCACCAAGAUGACGCUCAGCGCCGGGCAGCACGGGCUGCGCAUGAGCCCCGCCAAUGGCACCGCCGAGAAGGACUCCUCGCGCCACCGGGGCCGGCUCAGCCACGCGUACCUCCUGCCGCGCAUCACGUACUGCGCCCCCGACUUGCGCCGUCCCCGGAUCCUCACCUGGGUCUACCGCCACCAGGUCAAGAACAAGGCGGUGGUGCUGCGGUGCCACGCCGCGCUGCUCUCCCGCCCGGAGAAGGCCCGCGCGCUGGCCCGGCACGUGGCGCAGGCGUCGUGCUCCGCCCUCGACGAGUUCAAGCGGCUCAAGCGGCAGAGCGACGCCCGGCAGCGGCACCGGCAGUUGUGGGGAGACGCCGGCGUGCCCGCCGUGCCGCUGCGGAAGCUGCUCAACGGGAAGUGCCCGUACCGCGCGGCGCCCGAGAAGGGACGCAACGGAAACCGUCUCAGCGCCAUCAAAGAGGAGGAAGAAGAGAAGGAGGAGCAAAAGGAGCAGGACGAGGAGGAAUUCGGCCUCUUCCGCCUCGAACGGGCCGAGGAGCGGACCGAAGUGGCGGCCCUGGCGCGGGAAAUGCGCUUCUGCACCUUGCGGGGCCGGCUGCACCGGAGACCAGACACCCCGUGCUUGCCUUGGUGAGGAACCCACAGCCAUUCUUGUUCCCCUUCCGAUAUUAUUCGAGACCGGAACGAACGUUAUGUCUCCACUCGUCGGAUGUGAUCGAUUCCCGCAUCCGAAUUUCUUCAGGUUUCGUGCCGUCUGAAAGCUCGUCAUUGUCCGAUUCAAUCGAUUUCCGCGUCCAAACUUCUUCGGGUUUUUGUGCCAUCCGAAAGCUCAUCAUUAUCGGAUUCGAUCGAUUUCCGCAUCCAAACUUCUUCAGGUUUUCAUGCCGUCGAAAAGCUCGUCGUCGUCAGAUUUCAUCAAUUCCCGCAUUCGAACUUCUUCGGGUUUCAUGCCAUCCGAAACCUCGUUGUUGUCGGAUUUGAUCAAUUCCCAUGUCUGAACUUCUUCGGGUUUUCAUGCCAUCCGAAAGCUCGUCAUUGUCGGAUUCGAUCAAUUCCCGCAUCCAAAUUUCUUCGGGUUUUCGUGCCAUCUGAAAGCUUGUUGUCAUUAGAUUUGAUCAAUUCCCUUAUCUGAACUUUUUUGGGUUUUCAUGCCAUCCGAAAGCCCGUUGUCGUCGGAUUUGAUCAAGUCCCGCAUCCGAAUUUCUUCAGGUUUGGUGCCGUCUGAAGGCUCGUCGUCGGAUUCAAUCGAUUCCCGAUUCCGAACUUCUUUGGGUUUCAUUCCGUCCUAAAGCUCGUCAUUGUCGGAUUUGAUGAAAUUCCCGUAUCUAAACAACUUCGGGUUUUCGUGCCAUCCGAAAGCUCAUUGUCGUUAGAUUUGAUCGAUUCCCAUAUCUGAACUUCUUCGGGUUUCAUGCCACCUCUCGUCGUCGGAUUUGAUUGAUUCCCGCACCCGAACUUUUUCUGAUUUUUCUGAACACUCGUCGUCAUUGGAUGUGAUCAAUUCCCGCGUCCGAACCUUUUCGGGUUUCCGUGCCACCCACCGCCAACCCACCCGUGCCUACGACUUUGGGAAAACUAGCCAUGUCUCAGUCCAGUCGUGUCCAAAUGCCUGGCUUUCUGGACGGCACAAAUUUCGAAAACCCAGACCAACGGCACAGCCAUAUAGACGCUUCUCCGAACACAGAAUAACGGGGGAAAACUCCGAUGUAUAUAUAUAUAAAUCUCAUGUGAAUAUAAUAAUAUAUAUAUCCA